This is a messenger RNA of Fimicolochytrium jonesii, 1071 nucleotides long. Its product is annotated as ribonuclease III domain-containing protein. The record is from RefSeq and is a predicted model, not a curated record. Gene Ontology annotation, cellular component: nucleus. NCBI's taxonomy places the organism in Eukaryota, Fungi, Chytridiomycota, Chytridiomycetes, Spizellomycetales, Powellomycetaceae. Gene Ontology annotation, biological process: regulation of gene expression; rRNA processing; primary miRNA processing. Bases 75 to 974 code for a protein of 299 amino acids. Gene Ontology annotation, molecular function: double-stranded RNA binding; ribonuclease III activity. The transcript has 5 exons.
CGUCGAGUCCAAUUCACAGAACGAAUCGUCGCUGGCCGCCUGUCGUCGCUAAACAACAGGAUCGUCUUCCGAACAUGCGCCCAAUCAUACCUUGCACAGCCCCCCGGGCAAGUAAGGUCCUCUUCCCCCACCUCCGUCAACCACAACGGCCAGCAUCCACCGUCAGUGCCCGCGUGCAGCAAAUGACCACCACAGCAUCCCGGCACCCACCGUCGGACAGCCAACGGUCAGCGAUUCAAAAGUUCGCAGAGAGCAAUGAACUUCGCUUUCGGAACGAGGCGCUGCUGGUGGACGCGCUGACGCACUCUUCGUAUGCGUCACCUCACACUCCCUUGGAUAUUGAAAACAAGCGGUUAGCGUUCUUGGGGCUUAAGGUCCUACCGCUGUACGUUACGGAACAUAUCCGCACGCAGUUUCCAGACCUGCCAGCGGACGCCAUGGAAUCGGUCAUGAAGGCGUUCACAGGGCCAGAUGUUUUGAAGCAGAUUGGGACGAAAGUGGGGAUACCGAGCGCCGUGAGAGUCAAGGAACAGGCUCUGGGCAGUAGCACUCCCGCGUCCAUUUCGGGCCGCAUGUUGAUAUCACUGAUUGGGGCAAUAUAUCAGGACCAGGGGCCGCAAGCGGCACGGCAGUUUGUGGAGAAGCAUGUUCUCUCGAGAUCGGUCGAUGUGAGCAUACAUAGGAAGAUGCUGUACCCACGGACUUUGCUCGACACUAUCGUUAAGGAAUCUGGAGGCGCGAGGCCAGUAGCUGAAACGACCAAGGAGGCGGGAAUAGCAUCGGCCACACCGGUGUAUGGAGUCACACUAAAACUGGGCGAGAAGAAGAUUGGGGAGGGGUUCGGCAACACCGCCAAGAUGGCAGAAACACGGGCCAUCAAGCUUGCUUUACGCACACAUUACCACGCACAACUGCACAAGACCACGCUGCCAUCACAAAUAGAUGAGGAAGGAAUAACAUUUUUCCCCGCAUAAACCCGCAGGGCAUACAUACAACGGCCGCCCAUUACGCACCACCCAUCUCCAUUCCGCUUCAUAUUUAAGAGAAGAGAAUCUCGACCUAGGGUUUCUG